Messenger RNA from Vigna radiata var. radiata (mung bean), 570 nucleotides. RefSeq lists its product as uncharacterized. Lineage: Eukaryota; Viridiplantae; Streptophyta; Magnoliopsida; Fabales; Fabaceae. The transcript is spliced from 2 exons. The coding region runs from base 101 to 487 and encodes 128 amino acids. The record is from RefSeq and is a predicted model, not a curated record.
CCCUAACAAACCCUUAAAAUAUUCCGCGAUUUAAGCCACUCCUAUACUUUUAUACAGACACCCUUUUGCUACAUUUUGGUCAGUGCAAAAAAAAACUAGCAUGGCUGCUUCUCUUUCUUCUUUCUUUUUCGUUCAACCAAGAAGGCCGUAUCCAAAGAGGAGCAAUACACGUCUGAUCAAAGUUCAGAACUAUCAAGAUGAAGAGAGAUGGACGAGCGUAGAUGGUGAUUUGAAUGUUCUGAAGAAGAGGAUAGAGAUGGUGAGGGUGAAGGAGAGAUUGGAAAGGUGUUGCAGAUCUCAACAUGGUUGGAAUUAUGUCUCGCUUUAUAACGACAAAGUCAGAGGAAACAAAGAGUUCAACGUAAUUGAGUUUGGUGGUUUGGUUUGUGGCAGUCUUGGUCUCACCUUCUUUGCUGGAACAUUCUUCAUUUGCCUUCUUUCCCUAAUUGUUCAUCUUCAACUAUUCUUUUUUCCCCACCAUCUGUAAAUGUACACAGCUCAACAACGUUUGAUUUUCGUCUUUUGUCCGUCGUUUGUGUUGUGUGAUGGAAAUUGUGAGGGGAUUACAGU